Molecule: messenger RNA, 2446 nt
Organism: Punica granatum (pomegranate)
Lineage: Eukaryota; Viridiplantae; Streptophyta; Magnoliopsida; Myrtales; Lythraceae
Source: RefSeq, a predicted model, not a curated record
UUGCGGGAAGAUUGAAUUUUACGGGAACAUCAAUUCCUGCCGACAUAGAUUCUUGCUCUCAAAUGGAUAUCAGUUCGAACUCCGUAAGGACCGUAACCAGAGAAGCUCCCACAGACACAGCCAUGGCGCCUAACAAGAAGACUCUACCGCCGUGCUCUCCGAUUCACGGGACUGUGAAGUUACUAUCGAAUCGAGCAACUUUACAUAUGAAUCAGACUCAAAUGGCCUUUCAAUUAAAGUAUCGAGGAAGGCAAAAAUCAACAUUGCUGUUAAACGAGUGGGGAGCGGCAACCUGAUUAAGAAUAAUGAAAUGGGGCUUUCAGAGUGUGGUGGAGAAGGUUUAAAUCAGUCUCCUUUUGCAUCAGAACUAGCAAGAAAGGACCAGAGUGAUAUGUCCCGUGGGGAUGAAUACAGUUUUGCUCUUCUCAACCCUAAGGAUGCUGACAAUCAUAGCACAUCAUUGCUUCAGGAAGUACUGAAAUUGUACAAAAAAGAGCUGCCUGCUAUGAGAUUUGCUGCAAACACUGGAAAGGAAUCAAUGUUCCUUGAGAGAUGCAUAUCGAAUGGGAAAUACUGUACACUAAUUUUUAAAUGUAAAGCCUCAGAAGGUCUUGAAGAGGUUUUGGCUGCGAUGACUUAUCAAAUAGUACCUGCUGACACACAGUAUGCUGAGAUUCCUACUGCUGCUGUCAGUUCAACCUACCAACAGAAGGGUAUUGGCCGGCUUUUGUUCUUGGAACUGAGAAAUAGGCUUCAGAGUGUUGGAGUUAGCACAAUAUUAUGCUGGGGAGACGGAAACUCUGAAGGGUUUUGGUCCAAACAGGGCUUCGUGCCAAUAGCUGAGGUUGACAUGAAAGGUAGGGCUCGCAGGGUUCCUAUCAGGGCUGAUAUUAGAAGAUCGUUAUGCUUUCCUGGUGGUUCAACUCUCAUGGUUUCUCAUCUCAACAAGAGUGUAUCAGCAGAUCCUUCAGAUUCAACAAAGUCACAUGUAAAUCAAUGCAAAUUUUUUUCGUCAUUUGCCUGUUGUAAGAUUCAAGGGUUCAAACAUGCUGGAGUGAAUAUCAGUCAUCUAGGCAUGACUGCUAAAGCAGAGGAUUUUCGGCCUGGUACAUCAGUGGCUGGUGGAUUUCAAACAGAAGGAAACAGAAUAGGCGAUAUUUCACGUAGUCAUGGAGGCGAAGAGGACUCAAUUGACCCCAAGAAAGUUGAUCAUGAUACAAUUUUAAGUGGUGGAUCUUCAGCAAAUAUAGACCAUACAGAUUUAAAUCAGUGUCAGUGCUCAGGACCAGGAAACAAGAGGAGGAUCUGGGAGGCCACCUUAUCCUCUCUGAAGUCGAAAAAAGUGAAGGGAGGCCAUUCAACUGAUUGCCAACUCCAUUCCGAUGGACGCCUAGUCAAAGGAAGUUCUGAGAAAGACUAUUACUCAGCUGAAUGCUCCCUGGGCAUCUCAAGAGACGAUCUUUUGGCCGAGACAAUUUCUAAGAAUCCAUUAACUAUUGGUGAUGUAGAGAGGAGUCCUAGAAACUGUCUUGCUCUGACUAGACCGUCAGAAGCUCUCUGCAGCAAUGAACUUCCAUCAAAGGGAGCGAGCUUCAGGAUCAUGUUGAUGAACAUUGCUGAUGACUCCAAGAAGACUCAUCUCACAAAGGUAAUUGAAGACCUCGGGGGUGUGGUGGCUUCGCAAGGAAGUGAAAGCACACAUAUUGUUACUGGAAAAGUCAGAAGAACCCUGAAUUUCUGCACUGGUCUCUGUUCAGGGGCCUGGAUAGUCUUGCCUGCUUGGUUGAAGGAAAGCUUUCGGGAAGGCAGAUUUGUGGAUGAAGUGCCCUUUAUAUUAGAGGAUGAAGACUAUGUAUUAAAGUACAGAUCUGAUCUAAAAGGUGCAGUCAUUAGAGCAAGAGCGAGCCCUCGGGCUCUUCUUGAAGGGUAUCAUGUGUGCAUUGCGCACCAUGUUCACCCCCCUCAGAGAACUCUAACAGAAAUUGUUACUGCUGCUGGUGGGAAUAUCAUCAGAGAGGCGGACAUAGUCAAAGAUCCGUCGAGGACAAUCUUCAUAGCAUGUGAAGAAGACAUGGAGGUGGCACUGGUGGCUCUGAGGAAAGGGGUGUGGACGUUUGGGAGCGAGUGGCUCAUGAGCUGCAUCAUGAGACAGGAGCUCGAUUUCGAAGCUCCUCAGUUUGCAGUCUCUCUAUGAUGUUUCUUACACUUUCCGCUGCUACGCUGUAAUCUUACCCCACGUUCAGUCCAUUGUACAUAGCACUGCUUUCCAGUAAUAACAGGGAAUCACGGACAGUAUCACUAUGAUGUAUUGUGAUUAUGAACAGCUGGUGGCCGAUAUGGUAGGCCAUGUGACUGGUAUCCAGGAAGUUCCUGCCUUCCAAUUCAUACAAGGAUGAGGUCAGCGCUGGGUUCAAGACAUGAUAACUUCAUCGUUUUUUUUCCUCAA